AUGGCGAAUCAAGUAAAUUCUGUUGUUAAUGCGCCUGUCGCGCAUCGACUGAGAGACAUUCAAAGGCCAGUAGUGGUAAACAAUCCUUCAUGCAUCCGAAUCACGGAUGAAGCUCGGAACUAUGAGCUUAAAACAAUUGAUCUCAAUAUGUUGCCUCAAUUCAAUGGAACAGCGGUCGAUGACCCUUUGGCAUUCAUCAAAGAAUUCUACAGUGUGGUGGAAACUUUUCCAUUGAAUAGAUUGACAGAGGAGGAACUAAGGAAAAGAUGUUUUCCUUAUUGCAUGAAGUUGAGUGCGAGAACUUGGCUUUUGAACUUGCCUGAAGGGUCAUUCAGUACGUGGGAAGAAGUGUAUGAUGCUUUCAUCACAAAAUAUUAUUCCCCGCAAAAGACUCUUGAUCUUCGCGGCAAGAUCUAUAAUUUCACUCAAUUGGAUGGCGAACCAUUCCAUGAGGCGUGGGAACGCUUCAAGAUGCUCCUUGCUCAAUGCCCACACCAUUGCUUUGAUGAGUUAUUAUUAACUCAAAUGUUCUUUGAGGGAUUGACUAUGAGUGGGCAAACUUUAGUCGAAACGGCAUCCGAAGGAAGUUAUGGAGAAAAGACGGCAGCUGAAAUAAAUCAAAUCUAUGAGAAUGUUGCUUUGAAUUCUCAACAAAGGGCUAUUACAGGACGAAGGGCAGCCGUACAUGAGGUAUCUUCACAACAUGACAUUGUAUCAGAAGUUGCUGAGCUAACUAAGCAAGUGAAGAUGCUGUUUAGCCAAAAUCAGCAAUCAACAGAGACUUGUGCUGUCUGUGGCAUCCAGGGGCAUAUUGCAACUUCUUGCAAUUAUGCCAACGAAGUUCAAUCACAGGAAGCCAAUUUCGUUAGCUACAAUCAAAACAGACAACCAAGGAAUGAUCCUUACUCAAAUACAUAUAAUGCAGGGUGGCGGAAUCAUCCAAAUUUUUCAUGGAGAGAUGGAACAACGCUAAACCACAAGGACCACCUGGAUUUCAACAAAAUAGACCGGCACCUCCACCCCCACAACAAGAAAAGAAACCAUCUCUCGAAGAUAUGA
Messenger RNA from Mercurialis annua (annual mercury), 1059 nucleotides. RefSeq lists its product as uncharacterized. NCBI's taxonomy places the organism in Eukaryota, Viridiplantae, Streptophyta, Magnoliopsida, Malpighiales, Euphorbiaceae. The coding region runs from base 1 to 1059 and encodes 352 amino acids. The record is from RefSeq and is a predicted model, not a curated record. The transcript has a single exon.